Messenger RNA from Neurospora hispaniola, 3034 nucleotides. RefSeq names its product aspartic peptidase domain-containing protein. Lineage: Eukaryota; Fungi; Ascomycota; Sordariomycetes; Sordariales; Sordariaceae. Gene Ontology annotation, molecular function: aspartic-type endopeptidase activity. The transcript is spliced from 2 exons. Gene Ontology annotation, biological process: proteolysis. The record is from RefSeq and is a predicted model, not a curated record. The coding region runs from base 222 to 2819 and encodes 865 amino acids. Gene Ontology annotation, cellular component: fungal-type vacuole.
CAUUUGUGUAGACUCUCUCAAUCCACUCAGGAAGACCAAUGGCCCGAGUAUUCGGAGUUCAUCAUCACCCACCUUGACAACGCAAGUUAACAAACAACACAUCAAUCGAGCAGUCAGUCUCAUCAAGAAAACAGCAACAAAAAUACCUGACAUCAUCGCCACCACACAUUCCACAAGAGGAGGAGGUUUGACAAAACCACAAACCACAAACCACCACCCAAAUGGCACCAACCUCUUCUACCACGGGCCUCAUCCUCCCCCGUGAUGCCUGCCACGACCGCCACGGCUGCGGCACCAUCCGCUCCGACAAGCUCCCAAUCAUCAUCGCCGUCGCCGUCGUUGUUGCCAUCAUCAUAGCCACCAUCUAUUGGUGCAGCUUCCGGUCAUUGAGGGCUCAGAAACGAAAGCGGAGAAUCACAGAAUUGCCUUCGAGCACCGCACCUCAUGCGGUCCGGGAGAUACCCGCGCCGACGACGUUGGGAGCGGGGCCAACGGGUGCGGGUACAGGUGCGAGUGCGGGUGCGGGUGGAAGUGGAGCCACCGAAACCGGGGCAGUGGCGGCGGCGGCAACGGCGACGGCGGGAGAGGCAGGAGAGACAGGAGGAACGACAUGGCAGGUUCCGACAAGCGGGCAUAAUCCUCUAGUGCCGCCGCCAAUGUACGAGGAGACGCCGCCGCCGCCGCCUACUUAUCAGAGGGAUGCCCAGGCGCCGAGUGCCGCCGAUGGCUAUGUUCACCUACCCUUCUCGCGCCCCGAGCUGAAGGAUCUGGACUUGGGAAAGAACGGUUCGAGGACACUAUCCGACUUUGUCGUCCCCUACCUUGUCCAAGCCCAGGUCGGCACUCCUCCUCAGAACUUCUCGCUCCUCAUUUCGCCAACCUCGACCGACACCUGGGUGGUUGACGCGACCACCUCGCGUUGCGACUAUCAGUACUCUUCGUACUAUUGGGAUGAGGAUGAGGUUGAAACCGCCCGGGCUCUUGAUGUCCAGAAAUGUGUCUGGGGAAGCUUCAACAAGUCUCAGUCAUCGACUUACCGAACCGCGAACCCGCGACACACCGAUUUUGCCACAUACACCUUUUCUGGUUAUGCUCAGGGUAGCAACUUCACCGACAAGCUCGUCGUCGGCGACCUCACCGUCGAUAACUACCCGAUCGGCCUAGUUGACCAAACCAACUUGUGGAUGGGGGUGCUGGGCCUUGGGUACAACUACUCCACCAUUUACGGUGAAUCCUCCCUCUACGGCGCCAACCUCCCGGGCUACUACCCCACCAUUCUCGACCGCAUGGUCUCCUCCGGCCAGAUUUCCACCCCGGCCUACAGCAUCUGGCUCGAUGAUGAAGACGGCACCUCCGGCGGUCUUCUCUUGGGCGCCGUCGACAAGUCUCGCUACGAAGGCGAUCUCCUCCGCCUUGACGCCAACAACCCGCGCGCCCUAACCGGCAAGUUCUCGGUAACCGUCCACUCCAUUAACGCCACGGGGCUCGGUACUGGCGGCGAUGGCUCCCAGCAGCCCCUAAUAUCCAACGCCCUCCCCCUAGACGUCACCAUCGGCAUGGGCGAGCUCAUCUCCUUCCUCCCUAAUGACCUGGUCAGCAACAUCGCCUCUCUUACGGGAGCCACACACGACACCACCGCCGGCAUUUACACCAUCCCCUGCGCUGCCGGCACCUUCGACAACGCGACACUCUUUGCCUUCACGCUCGGCGGCGAAGGGGGCCCACUUCUACAAGCGGCAACUGCCGAUCUGAUCAUCCACCCGGGCGUCUUCACGGGCCAGGUCUCCAGCUUCGACUCGACAAACUCUGGUUCAUCCUCUUCAUCCAUCAGUCUCGACCUCCCCGAAGGCAUCUGCGUCUUUGGCAUCCAAACCUGGAACGACGCCAGCACGCUCAACGGCGUCAGCUAUGGUAGUAGCAGUGCCAGCAGUAGCAAUCCCUACUACAACCUAGGAAACUCCCUCCUCCGCCGCACCUACUUUGUAUUUGACCUCGCCCGGCAGGAAAUCGCCUUUGCCCCCGCCAUCUUCCAGUCCUCUUCCUCAUUAUCCGCUAGAGCCUCGACCUUCGAUGACACCGACAACAUCAUCACCUUCACCCAAUACGGCUCCCCCAGUCCGGAGUCUCAAUACUUCUGCUCCGACUAUGAAUACUACUGCCCCGAGGACGCCGUCAACUCGAACUCUGGAGGACGGUCUACCCACGGGGGCGCGUCGUCGUCGGACGACGGUGAUUAUUACGAUGGAAGGAGGUAUUGGAGGAUUGUCUGCAUUGUGCUGGGAGUCGUCUUUGGGACUCUGAUUCUGGUCGGGCUUGUAUUUGCUGGGCUCUUGUUUAAGAGGGUGUUGGAUAAGGAUCCGAGGACGAUGGGGUUGCCGGAGGAGAAGAAGAAGCUAAUGGAUGGGGGAGAGGGGGGUGAUGAUGAGCUGCAGCCGUUGGAAGGUGAUGGGCAGGGGAUGAUGAGUCCUGCUGCUGCUGGUGGUGGUGCUAGCUCGGGUGGGGCGGGGGUUUUGCCUAUGAUUCACGAGGGAAGAGAGGAUGACGCUGGUUCCGAUUUGCCGACGAGGGAGCAUGAAGCGUCAGGUUCGGCUCAGACUCAGCCCCAGGUUUUUCCGGUAAAUGUGAAUCGCGAACAGAGGUUGUCGGCGCCGGAGUCUCUAAUGGAUGCGCCGAGGUCUCCGAGCCCGCUUUCGGAGGAUGGUAUGGGCGGCGCGAGAGCGGAAGCUGCUUCGCCGGUGUCGGAGAGAGUCAUAACUCCUCCGACCGAACCCAAGGGGAAGGGGAAGGCGGUUGCUGAAGUUAUUGGACAGGCGAAGUAAACUGAUAUUUGUUGGACUAUGUGAAUAGGGUAUAAGGAGUGUAUGAAUGAAGGUAAUGGUUGUUAUUGGAUAAUCAAAAGAAAAGUAAUCAAGAUACCCUGAAUGUUUUGCACCAUGGUGUUACUUUUGCAUCGGUCUAUGGUUUAUGCCCUGAACAGGCGCUGAUGUGGUUGGGUCGUGUAAUGAUCGCAUGGGAUCUGUCUCAUGCCUCUCCG